Abrus precatorius (Indian licorice) is the source of this 951-nucleotide messenger RNA. Its product is annotated as B3 domain-containing transcription factor FUS3-like. The transcript has 6 exons. Lineage: Eukaryota; Viridiplantae; Streptophyta; Magnoliopsida; Fabales; Fabaceae. Bases 1 to 951 code for a protein of 316 amino acids. Gene Ontology annotation, molecular function: DNA binding; DNA-binding transcription factor activity. The record is from RefSeq and is a predicted model, not a curated record.
AUGAUGAUGGAUCAGCGACAGCGAGAGAAGCUGCUUCAGAAAACCGAGGCCUGUGGUUUGGUGGCAGGUGUUGGGGCCGAGCUUGGACUUGUCACCGUUUCAGGAGACAAGAAGAAGAUCAUUCAUGGGUCGGGUCCGAUCCACCAUGAUCUUGUUGCUGCUGUUACCACCUUCGCAAAUGUUCAAAGGAAGAAAAGAAUGCCACGCCAAAGAAGAUCCACCACCACCAUCAACAACAACCACAACUCCUCUAAGCACAGGCUUCGUUUUCCACCUCUUGCUCCUUCUGUUUCCUCUCACGUGCCACUCUCCUCGCUCCCUUCUAGUAAACCCUCCACUACUCCCCCAGCCGAAAUUGAUCAUAAAAGGUUGAGAUUUCUUUUCCAAAAGGAGUUAAAGAACAGUGAUGUUAGCUCCCUCAGGAGAAUGAUAUUGCCAAAGAAAGCAGCAGAGGCUUUCCUUCCUGCCCUUGAAUCAAAAGAAGGAAUUCUGAUCAACAUGGAUGAUCUAGAUGGUCAUCAUGUAUGGAGUUUCAAGUACAGGUUUUGGCCUAACAACAAUAGUCGGAUGUAUGUACUUGAAAAUACUGGAGACUUUGUUAAAGCACAUGGCCUACGCUUUGGAGAUUCCAUUAUGGUUUACCAAGAUAGUCAAAACCAUAAUUAUGUUAUUCAGGCCAAAAAGGCUUCAGAUCAGGAUGAAUUUAUGGAGGAAACUAGUGAUGCCAUCAACGAUAUCUUCCUUAAUGAUUAUGAGGUGAACAAACCUGGUUGCUUCAAUGUAACCUACCCAGCAGUGAAUGAUACAGGCAUGUCAUUCAUAUAUGAGACUACUUUUUCAAAUGAUUCCCCACUUGAUUUUUUGGGUGGAUCAAUGACCAAUUAUUCAAGGAUUGGACCAGUUGAAACCUUUGGUUCCGUUGAGAAUUUGUCACUUGAUGACUUCUAUUAA